CAUCAUAACAAAGUCACAUCCUAGAAAGGAAGCAACGAUUACAGUAAAGUCCACGCUCAGUGUUACUGCCUGUUGUCUCCCACUAGUUACUAACCGGCAACUUUCUCAGCUGUCAGCCUCUCCCCAGCUUUACUGUGUGAACGCUAGACACAAACAAGGUAGAAUAGCAUGGAUGGAAAUCAUCAUGUCUUUCAAUAAGACAGACAUUUAACACAGACACUGCAACAUCACACCCGUCUCUGCAGCACUACUGGGAAGCUGACUGAUCCAGUUACAGACAAGGUUUGAACUGUCAAGCUGUCUGAAUAAACCGAGUGCAGAAUGCCACACUGAACUGUUAAUGGGGGCAUGGGACAAAGAUUGCUAUUGAUCAUUUGUGUGGAUUUUACUAUUGAGGAGCUUUAUAAGCAGCAAGGAUACCACUGGAAACUAAGACAGAAAUCCUACCUUGAAGGGCACCAAACUUUUUUAUUUAAAUUUUGUUUGAUACAAUGUCUGAGCAAGAUAAAUUGAACCAGAAGACACUGGAGGAACCAGGGAAAGAACAGGAUCCCGAGACCUCCCCAACGACCCCAGAUAAGUCCAUCAUUAAUCAAACAGAAAGCCUUGACACAGAAAAGGAUGAGCUGCUAUGUGAAAUCCAGAAACGAACUCUAAAUCAGAAUCAACAGAUAAAAAGACCUAAGUCAGGUGCAAAGGGAAAACUUGUGAGAAGUCAUGCUGUUUGUGAGGAGCCUUCGCCCAACGCAUUUGGUGAAGAAAAUCAGGAGUUAUCUUAUCUUCAGCAUUCCAUUUAUACCCAUUUGCAAGAGACUAUAAAUAUCAAAGAAGAUACAGAGAAAGAAAAAGAUCGAAACAAAGAGAAAAAAUGUAAAUCCAAGUCCCUCUCAAAAGAAUGUAGCCAAGAGUAUACAGAUUCCACUGGCAUAGAUCUUCAUGAUUUUCUGAUUAACACUUUAAAGAAUAAUCCAAGGGACAGAAUGAUUUUACUGAAAAUGGAACAGGAAAUUAUUGAUUUUAUCAAUGACACCAAUAACCUUUAUAAAAAAUUCCCUCAAAUGUCAUCAUAUCAAAGGAUGCUUGUGCACAGGGUUGCUGCUUAUUUUGGCAUGGACCAUAAUGUUGAUCAGACUGGGAAGUCUGUUAUAAUUAACAAAACCAGCAACACUCGGAUACCAGAGCAAAGGUUUUGUGAACAUUUAAAAGAUGAAAAAGGUGAAGAAUCCCAGAAGCGAUUUAUCUUGAAGCGAGAUAACUCUAGUAUUGAUAAAGAAGACAAUCAGCAAAAUAGAAUUCAUCCAUUUAGAGAUGACAGAAGAAGUAAAUCAAUUGAAGAGAGAGAAGAAGAGUAUCAGAGAGUAAGAGAGAGAAUAUUUUCACACGAUUCAGGCUCCCAGGAUAAUCUCUUUAUGGAAAUCAGGCUUGUUGAUGACACAAGCAUAUGCAAUGAUAUUCAAAAGAAGAGGCAAUUAUUCAGGGGUAAUAGAGAUGAGUCUGGAAAAGCAUCUGGAAGUCGGCAGAGCAGUACUGAGAAUGACCUAAAAUGGGCUGAUCAAAGGCCAUGGAGCAGCACAGAUUCUGAUAGCUCAAAUCGCAAUCUGAAGCCAGCCAUAAUAAAGACUUCCAGCUUUGGUGGAAUAACUGUGCUGACAAGGGGAGAUAGCUCUGGCAGUAGCAGGAGCACAGGCAAACUGUCUAAAGCAGGCUCAGAGUCUUCCAGCAGUACUGGUUCCUCAGGAUCUCUGUCACGAAUUCAGCCUCUUCAAAAUCCAUCUAUUGUCCCAGGAACAUCAGUCAGCAUAAAUGGCAGCAUAUCUUUUUCUGAAAAUGGAACUUCACCUAAUAAUACCAGCUAUAUAUUACUUCCACUUGAAGCUACAGGGAUACCUCCUGGGAGCAUCCUUCUCAACCCACACACAGGUCAGCCAUUUGUUAACCCAGAUGGCACACCCGCAAUAUACAAUCCUCCCAGUGGGCAACAAGUAUUAAGAACCCAGGUAGGCGGGCAAACACAACAGCAGGCUCCUCAUCAGCAGCAAAACCAGCAGCAAAUUCAAGGACACCUUACCCCACAGGCUAUGCAGACCUCAUCUCAGACUGUGCAGUACCCUAUUUCUUAUCCUCCACAACAUCUUCUUGCUGUUUCUCCUUCCCAACAAUUCCCAUUGAGAGAUGACAUAACUGCCCACUUUAAUCAGAUAAACUUGAGUCAUCAGUCAUCUGGUGAGACACCCGAGCCAGUCUCUGGAAAUAUCUUUCCAUCCGGAAUUCUAACACAGCCAACCCAGCAGCCAAACUUUGUGUUGCCAUCACCCAGUCAAACUAUUCCACCUGGCAAUUUUACUUGUUCAAAUCAAUCAGUCACUCAACCAGUGCUACAGUCACAACCUCCACAGGGAUAUGUACAACAAUCAUCUGCACAGAUGCCUUUGUAUUACUACCCAUCUGGACAGUACCCUACCUCAGCAAACCAGCCGUACAGAUCAAUUGCCUCAGUCCAGUAUAAUGCACAGAGAAAUUCCCAGAUGCCACAGACUCUUCAACAACCAGGUUUUCAGUCUCUGGUAUCUAAUUUGCAACAAGGGUUCCAGGGUCUCAUAGGAAUUCAGCCGCCUCCUCAAAGCCAGAAUUUGAUGAACAAUCAACAGGGAAGUCAGGUGCAGGGCAUGAUGGUUCAAUAUCCAUCCAUGUCUUCGUAUCAGGUACCAGUGUCCCAAAGUUCUCAAGGAAUGCCACAACAAACAUAUCAACAACAAAUCAUGCUGCCUAAUCUCAUAGGUCAUGGAACGGUUUCUAGCACUGCGAUGCCUGUUUAUUGCAAUGUUAUACCUCCAUCUCCGCAGAAUAACCUAAGGCUGAUUGCUCCUCACUGCCCUAAUAGUAAUGCUACGGUUAUGUCCGCAAAUUGCAGAACAAACUGCUCAAGCUUGAGUAAUACAGGAUGGCAAGUUAAAUAUUGACAUGUGUCUGGACAUCAUAGAAUUUUUCUUCGUUCACAGAAUAUUUCUUGAAGCCUUCAAAAAAAUAAAAAAGAACAUUAAAAUCUGUUGGGAACAUAUAACAAAACUGCUCAAAUUGUUGCCGCUUGCAAUCACUAAAAAGGAAAUGUGUCUGCUAAAUGGUGCAUAUUUUUCAUAUCUGCUAAGUAUGACUUUAAUGCUUAGCUUGUGACACAAAUACAAAGAGGUAAGGUUUAUAUUCCUACCAUAAAUACCACUGUGUUGAUCGUAAUAUCCUUGACCCAAAUUAGUUUUGUACCUUGUGUUGAUUUUGUGAGCCUAAU
Molecule: messenger RNA, 3283 nt
Organism: Pelobates fuscus (common spadefoot toad)
Lineage: Eukaryota; Metazoa; Chordata; Amphibia; Anura; Pelobatidae
Gene: ARPP21
Product: cAMP regulated phosphoprotein 21
Exons: 21
Coding region: 492-2960 (822 amino acids)
Cellular component (GO): cytoplasm
Molecular function (GO): nucleic acid binding
Source: RefSeq, a predicted model, not a curated record